Pipistrellus kuhlii (Kuhl's pipistrelle) is the source of this 1159-nucleotide messenger RNA. It is a transcript of the gene PHPT1, whose product is annotated as phosphohistidine phosphatase 1. Gene Ontology annotation, biological process: peptidyl-histidine dephosphorylation. Lineage: Eukaryota; Metazoa; Chordata; Mammalia; Chiroptera; Vespertilionidae. Gene Ontology annotation, cellular component: cytosol. The coding region runs from base 353 to 745 and encodes 130 amino acids. The record is from RefSeq and is a predicted model, not a curated record. The transcript is spliced from 3 exons. Gene Ontology annotation, molecular function: protein histidine phosphatase activity.
AGGCCUGUGCCCUGGCCAGGAAUGGCACCGUGACCCUCUGGCUCCUAGUCCACGCUCAACCCCUGAGCCACGCCCGCCCCGGGGCCCACCGCUGGUUUCAACCGCCACCCACCCGGGUGCCUCCUUCCCCUUUAAGAGGGACCCCCGUGGCCCCAGGGCUGCAAGGAGCUGGCUUGCGAUUGGCCAGUCGGUGCUGCGGCCGGGCCCCACGAUUGGCUGAGGCUAAGGGUCGGGCUGCACACCCCGCGGGAUUGGCCGCGGCCGCUCAGAGCCCGCCUCCCGCGCUGCGACGCAGCCCCGCGUGGCGCAGGGGUAGGGCGCGGGCCGCAGGGGCGGGCGCGUUCGCGGGAACAUGGCGGCGCCGGACCUCGACCAGAUCCCCGAUGUGGACAUCGAUCCCGACGGCGUCUUCAAGUACGUGCUGAUCCGCGUCCACGCGGCGCCGGCGGGGCAGAGCAAGGAGAUCGUGCGCGGCUACAAGUGGGCCGAGUACCACGCUGACAUCUUCGACAAGGUGUCGGGCGAGAUGCAGCAGAAAGGCUAUGGCUGUGAGUGCCUGGGCGGCGGGCGGAUCUCCCACCAGAGCCAGGACAAGAAGAUCCACGUGUACGGCCACUCCGUGCCCCAAGAGAUCUAUUUGGCCCCGGCCCGCGUGGUUCAGUGGUUGAGCAUCGACCUAGGAACCAGGUCACCGUUCGAUUCCCAGUCCCCAGAGAGGGGUGUGCAGGAAGCAGCCCGUCAAUGAUUCUGUCUCAUCAUUGGUGUUUCUGUCUCCCUCUCCCUUCCUUUCUGAAAUCAAUAAAUAUAUAUACUUUCAUAUAAAGAGGCCUGGCUGGGCUGUCCCUGAGGCCUCAGUAUCGGGGUGUCACCCAGAGGCCAGCAGGGCAUUCUCUUGGCGCCUAGAAUAGCCUGGGCUUCAGCGAGAGAUCUGUUCACCGUGGUGGCCACCUUCCCGCCAACGGGCUCCUUGGGUGGUUGGGAAUGAUGGCCCUCGGCUCCACCCUGGGGCCCGGCCCUGCACUGGCUCCGGGGUGUCACUGCUCACUGGACCCCCGGAGCCAGGACCCCGGCUGUGAGGCGCCUUCUUUCGUCAGGGGUUCGGCCGUGCCCAGCACUCCAUCUCCACCGAGAAGAUCAAAGCCAGGUACCCGGACUACGA